UUGAUUUCAAAACACUUUAAAAAUAGUUUAUUAGUUCGCGGUUUACGGGGUUAUCGUCGCCGUUGCAUGGAAAUCGGUCUUUUCAUUAAUUAAAAGUUAUCCGGGCAUAAGGAAUCAUUUAGUGGAACACUCCUUAUGUGUACAAUUAUUAUAAAAAAACCCAUUUGGAAGUAUAUAAAGUGUGGUGCGUGUGAGUGACGAAUAAGCGGAUUUAACUGUUUGCUGAGGAAAGAAUGAAGCAGGGAGAGCUCCGUCGCGCCUUAAUAGUCGUCACCGGACUCUGUUUCUUCUUGUUCGUCUAUUUGUACUGGCAGCAGUCCUCCAGGCCCUUACACGCCCUCAUUUUGACCUAUCGGCACGUCUAUAGCUCCACCAGGGAAUCCUUACCGCCCCAGUGGACGUGGCAAUGCGUGAAUCAGCGAUGCGAACGUCAUCAGAUAACCGGAGGAAACGUGAAAAUUACGUCGCAAAGUACGUGCGGAAUGUUGUGUGGUACGAUGCAACUGUGGCCGCUGCCCACUGGCCCCGUGACACUGGGUAGCAAAGCGCUCGUGUUCCACCAGAGCCAACUCCAAUUCGAGGCGGUGGCGUCAGGUGAGGCGAAGGAAAUGUUGGAGGAGGCCUUCGUAGCCUUCAACGACUCGAUACUUAGUUUAGUGCGUGACGACAAUUAUCUUAACGAAAAGACUGACAUUCUUAGGUUCGUGGUGCGGGUGUCGGUGACGCGUAACGACCCUACGACCCGUCUAAAGUUGAACACCGACGAGGGUUACACGUUAACGGUGAAGUUCAAAAACGGCGACGUGUUGGCUGAAGUUGGUGCGAGGAGCUACUUCGGUGCCAGGCACGGAUUGGAGACUCUGUCUCAACUUAUUUGGUGGGACGAAUACGAGGGUAGCGUGGGAUCACUAAAAGUUUUAAAAGGGGCAACUGUUCAGGACGCCCCAGCCUUUCCUUACCGUGGCCUUAUGGUAGAUACUGCCAGGAAUUUUAUGUCAAUUGAAAGUUUAAAGAGAGUUUUGGUAGGAAUGUCCGCUAGUAAACUGAACGUGUUCCAUUGGCACUUGAGUGACUCCCAAAGUUUCCCGAUGCUGCUGCCCAGUGUGCCUCAAUUAGCGAAAACCGGCUCGUAUAGUCCUCAAGAGGUUUACACCCCGGAUGAGGUUAAGGCUUUAGUGGAAUUCGCGAGGUAUCGCGGUAUAAGAACGAUUUUGGAGGUGGACGUUCCUGCGCAUGCCGGAAACGGAUGGACCUGGGGACCGCAAGAAGGUUUAGGAGAGUUGGCGGUUUGCGUCAACGAGAGGCCGUGGAGCCUCUACUGCGGAGAACCGCCCUGCGGACAGUUGAACCCGGAAAAUCCGAACGUGUACGACGUCCUGGAAAAGGUGUAUCGGGACUUAUUGGACUUAUCCGGCGAGAGGGAGAUUUUCCAUCUGGGCGGUGACGAGGUGAACCUGGAAUGUUGGGCUCAACAUUUCCAGAAAUCAAACGCGAACAAUAACCACUCGGACCUACACGAUCUGUGGGGCGAGUUUACUGGAAAAGCGUUGGCCAGACUGCAAAAAGCGAACGGGGGCUUCAAAAUCCCAAACGUCAUUAUCUGGUCCAGUAAACUCAGUAAGAGACCCUAUGUCACCAAGUAUCUGGAUAAGAAUCAAAUAACUGUUCAAAGUUGGGGUGCCAGCCAAUGGACCGAUACUCCAGAAUUAGUGGCUGACGGUUAUAAGGUCCUGGCGUCCCACGUGGAUGCCUGGUAUCUGGAUUGUGGAUUUGGCAGGUGGAGGGAAACCGGGGAGGCCGCUUGCGACCCUUACAGGCCUUGGCAGACCGUUUACAACCAUCAGCCUUGGCACCAAUUAAGACUAAGCAAAAAGAGCUUUUUGGGUGGCGAGGUUUGCCUAUGGACCGAACAAGUGAACGAAUGGAACCUGGACUCCCGAUUGUGGCCACGUGCCGCCGCAUUUGCAGAAAGGAUGUGGACAGACCCUUCGCAAGACACCACCACCUACUCGAUCCACGAGGACGUUUACACGAGACUGAGUGUCCAUAGGGAGAGGUUGAUUAGUAGAGGGUUGAAGCCGGAGGCCAUGUGGCCUACCUGGUGCUCCCAGAAUCCGGGCAUGUGCUUGUAGAUCUGAACUUGUUGUGAUAUCGUUAUUAUUUUUUUCUCGUGGGUUGAAGGGUGAUUAAUGGUGCGGUGGCAUUUUUUUCUUUAUAAAGUACGCCCAUGGUGACUCCGCCUUCACUUUAUUCUGAUUGGCUUCAAUAGGAGAGUUACAGUUUGGAUGGGCGUAUUCAAGGCAUUCAGUAGCGUACAUUUGACACUAUUGAUUUUACUUUAGAAUCAAUUGUACUAAUUUUGCAGUUUAAACAUGAUAUGUGACUACAUAAAAAUAUUUAUAAAAUAGAAAUAAACACUACUUUCUGUUUAAAUUAAAUCUGUAGAGCUUACACGAAUCAACAUAUUGCAGCUGCAAAGCAAAAUGUCCCCUUAAAACUGAUUAUGACCCAAAAAUGGCUCGUAACUUCUUUACUAAUUGACCUACAGUUAUGAUCAUCAUAAACAAACCUGAAGACUAACUCAUCAUCUGUAAGAGCCUUUUAAAAUUUUUCUAAAAUGUUCAACUGUUUAAAAGAUAUGAUCAUUUGAACUUUUCUUCACGUCAGUAGCACCUUCGAGCGUGAACCUCCAAGUUUUUGGUUGAUAACUUUUGAUCUACUGAAGGUAGAAUCAUAAAGUGAACUUUAUUCGAUUAGCAGAGAGUUGCUCAACAAUGUUGGUUAUCUUCCUUAAAGUUGUAGACACAAUACGACCGGAGAUAUUGCAGAUGCAAAUCAAAAGAUCCACUUCAAAGAGGUCAUAACCUAAAAAUGGAUCAUAUCUUUUUUACUAAUUGACCUACAGUCAUGAUUGUUAUAAACAAACUUAAAGACUUACUGAUCAUCUUUAAGAACCUUUUUAAAUUUUUCCAAAAUGUUCAACCGUUUAAGAGAUAUGAUCAUUUGAUUUUUACUUCACGUCAGUAGCAACUCUGACCGUCAACCUCCGCAUUUUUGGUUGAUAACUUUUGAUCUACUUAAGGUAGAGUUAUGAAACAAACUUUAUUCGAUUAGCCGUGAGUUGCUCAACAAUGUUGGUUAUCUUCCUUAAAGUUGUAGACACAAUACGACCGGAGAUAUUGCAGAUGCAAAUCAAAAGAUCCCCUUCAAAGAGGUCAUAACCCAAAAAUGGCUCAUAUCUUUUUUACUUAUUUACCUACAGUCAUGAUUGUUAUAAACAAACUUAAAGACUUACUGAUCAUCUUUAAGAACCUUUUUAAAUUUUUCCAAAAUGUUCAACUGUUGAAGAGAUUUAAUCAUUUCAAUUUUGCAUCACGUCAGUAGCACCUUUGAGCGUCAACCUCCAGCAUUUUAGUUAAUAACUUUUGAUCUACUGAAGAUAGAGUUAUGAAAUAAACUUUAUUCGAUUAGCAGUGAGUUGCUCAACAAUGUUGGUUAUCUUCCUUAAAGUUGUAGACUCAAUACGACCGGAGAUAUUGCAGAUGCAAAUCAAAAGAUCCCUUUUAAAGAGGUCAUAACCCAAAAAUGGCUCAUAUCUUCUUUACUAAUUCACCUACAGUGAUGAUCAUCAUAAAUAAACUUGAACACUAACUGAUCAUUUUUAAAAAAUUUUUAAAAUUUUUCCAAAAUGUUUAACUGUUGAAGAGAUAUAAUCAUUUCAAUUUUGCUUCACGUCAGUAGCACCUUUGAGCGUCAACCUCCAGGGUUUUGGUUGAUAACUUUUGAUCUAGUGAAGGUAGAAUCAUGAAAUAAACUUUAUUCGAUAAGUAAUGAUUUAUUUAACAAUGUUGAUUAUAUUCAUUAAGUUUGUAACACCCAUACAAACGGAGAUAUUGUAGCUGCAAAAUCCUGUAAGAUUGGCUUAUAUUUUUUUUUAAUGUUUUGAUCAUUCUUUUACGCGUUCUGUAUCCUCUAUUUGUUCAAUUAAUUCCUCUGCUGUCAAUGUUGAUGUAGUGGAUGUGAAAGAUGGACAUAUAUUUGAUGUCUCUUUCUAUCUUCUAUAAAAUGGUUAAGAGGAAGAUAAUUUAGAAGAAGAAAAAACAAUAAUGAGAACUUAUGACCUUUUUCUUUUUACUGUCAUAAAAAUAAUAUUGUAAUAUUUAAACUUUACAUUAAAAAAAAUUAUUGAUUGCUUCAUUCCCAUAAGUCAUCCAGGGGCGUACAAUAACAUUUUGCCACUGACUGUUAACUACUUUUUCAUAUAAAUUUAUACAGAGGAGUCUCAUUUUUACAAAAACUUGUAUAUGCUUAAUUCUAAAAGAAAAAACAAUGUGAUUACAAUACAAAAAAAAAUUAUAUAUAUGUACUGAAUAUUUGGGGUUGUAUAGACAUGAAUUUACAAAUAAAUUUUACAUGAGAUUAUUAUAUAAUUGCACUUUUGUAUAUUUAUGCACCGGGGAGUUUAGUUUUGUAUAUAUUUAUUAUGUAUAUGUCCCGAUGAAUUUAACUGACCAAUAAGAUAGAUACACUUUGUUAAGUUUAUGUAGCUUAUUAGUGAUAUACGUAUAAAUAAUUUAUAUACUAAA
Messenger RNA from Anthonomus grandis grandis, 4586 nucleotides. RefSeq names its product probable beta-hexosaminidase fdl (gene Fdl). Gene Ontology annotation, cellular component: membrane. The transcript has 10 exons. Bases 234 to 2132 code for a protein of 632 amino acids. The record is from RefSeq and is a predicted model, not a curated record. Gene Ontology annotation, molecular function: beta-N-acetylhexosaminidase activity. Lineage: Eukaryota; Metazoa; Arthropoda; Insecta; Coleoptera; Curculionidae. Gene Ontology annotation, biological process: ganglioside catabolic process; glycosaminoglycan metabolic process; carbohydrate metabolic process.